Messenger RNA from Stegastes partitus (bicolor damselfish), 2890 nucleotides. RefSeq names its product NADPH dependent diflavin oxidoreductase 1 (gene ndor1). Gene Ontology annotation, cellular component: cytosol. The transcript is spliced from 15 exons. Bases 99 to 1883 code for a protein of 594 amino acids. NCBI's taxonomy places the organism in Eukaryota, Metazoa, Chordata, Actinopteri, Pomacentridae. The record is from RefSeq and is a predicted model, not a curated record. Gene Ontology annotation, molecular function: NADPH-hemoprotein reductase activity; FMN binding; flavin adenine dinucleotide binding.
GGUGGUCAGAAUGAGGAGCUGUUAGUGUCACUAAAUGGAGAUAUUACUCAGUUUUAUUACCGUUUAAAGUUGUUGUUGACGAAGACAGCUGCGUCAUCAUGUCAAACCCUGCUCUGCUCGUCCUGUAUGGGAGUCAGACAGGUACGGCCCAGGACACGGCGCAGAGGAUCAUGCGUCAGGCGCAGAGAAGGCGGAUGCAAGUUCAAGUGCUGCCUUUAGAUAGCUACAAUGUGGCCAACCUGAUCUCAGAAUCUCUGGUUGUCUUUGUGUGUGCCACCACUGGCCAAGGAGACCCUCCAGAUAAUAUGAAGAACUUCUGGAGGUUUCUCUUCAGGAAGUCUUUACCUGCUGGCUCUCUGGGUCGACUGGACUGUGCAGUUCUGGGCCUGGGGGACUCCUCCUAUCCAAAGUUCAAUUUUGUGGCCAAGAAGCUUCAUAAGCGCCUUCUGCAGCUGGGUGCCAGUGUGCUGCUGCCUGUAGGGCUGGCAGAUGACCAGCAUGACCUGGGGUCAGACGCUGUGAUUGAUCCAUGGCUUACGUCGCUUUGGGAGAAAGUGUUCGCUCUGCACCCAUCUUUAGCUGAAGCAACCCCACUGAGAGAGGAUGAACCACUCCCUCCAACGUACGCUUUCCACUUCCUGGAUGAUGUGAAAGAGAAGACAGAUAACAGGAUCAGGAUUCCUAUGGAACAACCUGUCCCCUCCCAGUCCCAUCCCUUUCCUGCCAGAUUGGUGUCCAAUAAGAGAGUGACAGAGCUUUCACACUUCCAGGAUGUCAGACACAUCGAGUUUGACAUCACUGGAUCCAACAUUGAGUUUGCUGCAGGUGAUGUCGUUGUGAUGUAUCCUUGUAACUCACUGGAGGAUGUGGAGCAAUUCUGUCAGCUGCUGAGGUUAGAUCCAGACGCCCAGUUCACUCUCAGGCCCACAAACAACACUGCAGUUCCAGCCAGGCUUCCUCAGCCCUGCACUGUGCGCCACCUGGUGGAGAGCUUCCUGGACAUGGCCGCUGUGCCUCGCCGCUCCUUCUUCGAGCUGCUGUCUACUUUCGCCACCAACGAGCUGGAGCGGGAGAAGCUGGCCGAAUUCAGCUCAGCGGCAGGACAGGACGAGCUGCACAGCUACUGCAACCGGCCCCGACGCACAGCACUGGAGGUCUUGGCAGAUUUCCCCCAUACCACAGCAGAACUUAAAGCGGACUAUCUCCUUGAUCUUUUCCCUGAGAUCCAGCCUCGCUCGUUUUCCAUUGCCUCCUCUCUCCAGGCUCAUCCGAACAGGCUUCAGAUCCUGGUAGCUGUGGUCCAGUACAAAACCAAGAUGUAUAAACCACGAAGAGGCCUCUGCUCCACUUGGCUAGCCUCUUUGGACCCUGCACAAGGAGAGGUGUAUGUGCCUCUGUGGGUGAAGAAGGGAACUCUAAAGUUCCCUAAAGAGAAGGACACCCCAGUGAUUAUGGUUGGACCUGGAACAGGAGUGGCACCCUUUAGGACGGCGUUACAAGAGAGGAUAGCAGAGGGAAAAACUGCCAACGUCUUGUUCUUUGGCUGUCGCUCUGAAUCCAAAGACUUCUACUUCAAGUCAGAGUGGGAGGAGAUGAUGAAGGCUGGACAUCUGGUCCUUUUCACUGCCUUCUCUCGAGACCAGGAGGAAAAGGUGUACGUACAGCACCGUGUGAGGGAGAGUGCGGAGCUCCUGUGGGACCUGGUUGCCAAAAAAAGUGCCUGUUUUUACAUCGCUGGCAAUGCUAAACAGAUGCCAGCCAGCGUGUGUGACGCUCUGAAAGAGGUGUUCCAGCAGGAGGGAGGCGUGUCCGCAGAGGAGGCUGAGCAGAUGCUGGUGGCCAUGGAGAGGACGGGCCGAUUUCAGAGCGAGACCUGGUCCUGAUCACGUGGGCUCGGCCUGGUUCACCUUCAACUGCACGAGACCGCUGCUGCUGUGGAGCCAUGCAUCAGCCAACGUCAGCAUAUUCAGUUGUGGAUUUGUCACCUUUUUGCCAUUGCACAUGUGAUUUAAUAACACAAACCUCUAAAAUCCUCUUUCUAUCUGUUUGGAGCGUUCAGAUGCAUGUUUUAGCCUUUAGGUAUGUUUCCACUGCAGGAACUUUCAUCUGGGAACAGAAACUUGUUUUACUCACAAAAAGUUCCUUGUCAGAUGCUGAACGCCACCGAGUAGUCAAGUACCCUGGUCACCAUGGUUACACACCAGCAUUUUAAAAACCUGAUUCAAAAGGAGGUUUUACUCGUUUGUGGUUGAUAAUAAGUUCAGUUUUUACAUCUUUGCAGAGAACCUUUUGCGGUUGUACUGCUGUUCUGCAGUUUAGACUGACAGUAACUCUGUGCAGGCAAAAAAAAGUUGGACUGUUUUGUUACAUAUAUCAACAUACAAUAGUUUUCUUGUGCAGUGCUGCUGGCUGUAACAGGACAUUUGCAUUCAUGAUGUCAUUUUAAAAUCAAGAAAUAAAACUACUCACUGUAUAAUCAACUCUCUUGACCUUUGAAUCCAUUGAACGUCUUCGUCUAGGUUGCUCUUUGAAAUAGAUCGUAUAGAGUGUGAAAACAUCUAUGCAGUGGUAAGUUAUUUUUUCAGAUGCUUUUAAUUUUAACUGAACAAGACUAUAAUAUUUGUAAUCUGGAAAAGAAAACUGUAUUUAUUGCACUUACUAGGCAUUAUAAUCACAUAGUCUGUCGACCUGCCAGACUUCCCAGCAGAACAUUCAAAAUGUAAUGCAUAAUUAUGUGAACUGUAUUAUCAUAAAGUACUGCAAUGACUGAAUCCUAAACUUAAGGAAUAUGUUAACUUGACAUCCAGUAAAAUGGACCAAUGGUGCUGCAGUACACAGUGUGACAGAUAUAAUUGUGGUAAAUGCCAUAAUAAACCAUCUAAACUCAAAA